AUGGCUGCCGAAAUCGUGUCGGUGGAUGCGCGCAACAAAUUGGAGGAUUUGUCCGGCAUCGUCAUCCGGCCAGGCGAGAACCCAUACGACGUCUUUAUCAAGGCAUGCAACGAUGACCAUGCCGAAAUUCAGGCUCUCUAUCAGACUCAUCGUGUAAAACGCAACGCCCAGCAAAGAGAAAAGUUUCUCUCUCCAGAUUUUAAAGAGCUCGUCAUUGACCAGCAUCUUUUGCGCCUGGCGGACCCUUCCAUUCAGCCCGGCUUCAAAGAUGAGCGCAACUGUCUCGUCUUCUGGGCCCGGCCUCCCGAGCAUGUCAUUCUGCUCGCCGCAAAGGUCCAGCAGCUGCUUCAGCAAACGGCACCAGAUAUUUGGCUCAUGCCCGUCUACAGAAUGCACAUGACGACCCUCGAGGUCGCCUUUUGCAAGACGCCCGAGGAAAUCGCCGCCCUCACCUCUGCCAUCCGGCCCGCCAUCCCCUCCAUCGUGUCCCACACGCACCGCCACCGCGCCCGCCUCGUCAAACCCUUCUUGUCCUAUGACCUCUCCGCGUUUGCCCUCUCUUUUCUACCUGCUGCUGGCGAAGAGGUGCUGGCGCACCCCCCGCCCCCCGCCGCAGAUCUUCCCCCGGAGAGCGUCACGUCCGGGGACGACUACACGUACCACCACCUCCGCCGGGACGUCUUUGACAAGGUGCAGGCCGCGGGCGUCGAGGUAGGCUCGCGGUACCAGGUGCCCAGCGCGCACAUCACCCUGGGCCGCUACCUGACCGAGGCCGACCACGACACGCCGGCGAAGCGGCAACGGUGGAUCGAGGCCAUCGAUGAGGUCAACAGGUGGCUGGAGGAGAAGGUUUGGGACAAGCAUGACGCAGCGUUUACGGGGGAGUGGAUUGUUGGCCAGGAACGCGGACUAGACGCCCGCAGCGGCACAUUGUGGUAUGGCGGCGGGAGAACCAUUCAGCUGGGUGAGGGCUUCUAG
Molecule: messenger RNA, 978 nt
Organism: Beauveria bassiana ARSEF 2860
Lineage: Eukaryota; Fungi; Ascomycota; Sordariomycetes; Hypocreales; Cordycipitaceae
Product: 60S ribosomal protein L44
Exons: 3
Coding region: 1-978 (325 amino acids)
Source: RefSeq, a predicted model, not a curated record